This is a messenger RNA of Fusarium oxysporum Fo47, 974 nucleotides long. Its product is annotated as LITAF-like zinc ribbon domain-containing protein. Lineage: Eukaryota; Fungi; Ascomycota; Sordariomycetes; Hypocreales; Nectriaceae. The transcript is spliced from 2 exons. The record is from RefSeq and is a predicted model, not a curated record. Bases 87 to 494 code for a protein of 135 amino acids.
UUGAAGUACAAUGUAUAUAUCAUGGGCUUUCGCAACGGUCUAUAUCAUACUUAUAAACAUCAGUCUUGAGAUAACUAUCCAUCAGCAUGGCAACUACCACGAAGCAAAGAUUCCAUACCUUGUUCAAGGAUGAUCCGUCAGAUGACCACAAUAAAAUCGAACUCUUCUCCCCACUUGAGUCUCAACAACAGACCGAGAUCACAGCAUUCAACACUAUCUCUCAAUCCAACGUCGUUCCUCUGAGAAAGCUGAAACAAUGGCCUCGAGCUGUCAUAUGCCCUGCCUGUCGAGAACUCUCUCUGACCCGAGUUGAACGCAAGAUUUGUGGUGGUACGCAUGCCAUGGCUGCAUUAAUGUUUGCGUGCACGAUCGUUGGAGGCCCUCUUGCUUACAUUGGGAAUCAGUGGAAGAAUACUGAGCACUACUGUUGCAGAUGUAACCGGAGAUUGGUGACUUGGCACUUCAGCUCUGGGACCGAGAUUCACGUUUGGUAAUUCAUGUCGCUAUAUCGAAAAUAGAUGAUUUAUUGAGACCAUAGACAGUUGUGCUUCAGCCUUGCCAAUAGCUCUAUAGUUGAUACCAUUGCUCUUUUAUCCGGAGCUCAAAUCCCAUAGCCUUUUGAACUCGCUCUCCUUCUUCAGUAGCUCCCUUGGGUUGUCCCACUCGAUAACCCUUCCUCCUCCCAUCACAGCAACUCGAUCAAAGUCAACAACAGCACCCAGUCGAUGUGCAAUAGCGAUAACCGUGCAUCCCACGAACUCCUCUUGGACCACCUGUCGGAUCAAUUGCUCCGACUUGGCAUCGACGUUGCUACUCGCCUCGUCAAGAAAAAUAAUCUUCUUGUUAGCGAGUAUCGCUCUGGCAAGGCAAAGAAGCUGGCGUUGACCUUGUGAUAGUCGCUCGACGUCAAGAAUGCUGUCCAAGCCUCCGAGCUUCUCUACAGCGUCUUUCAUCCUUAGGCGCUUGAGAACGGC